GCGACAACAAAGGCCAUUCUGCAGGUCUCACAAGUUCAUGACAAUGGAUCCGAUGAUGACCCCACUCUUUUCUUCCAGCUGGUACUGUACCUCAGUUACCUGACAGGCCUCACCUUUGUGCCGCGCGCUCUCUGUCACGAUGGCCACCAAGAUGGACGAAACAACUCUCUCGACGCUCGAUUUGUUGGAAUCACGGCUUCUUCGAAUCGAGCAUCUUCUCUAUGGCCAGAACCAAUCACCAGCGUUGGCUCAAGAUCAGUCGGCGGCUAGCCAGCUCAACAAGCUCGAGCGACGUUUCUCGAUGCUCCUGUCCGAUGUCCGCGUUUACCACGAGCUCAUGAGGAUAUACAGAGCUCACCCCGAUUUCUUUCAUCCGUCCGACCCGUCAGAGCCACCCUCGCAGCUGGACAUCGAUGCACUCCAAUCCAUUGUUCUAGCCUCAGCGUCCGCCUUUCCUGCGAUUCUAUCGUCCCUUACCGCGAUCAAAGACAGUCCGAUUCCGGAUCCUGCGGACAGCGCAGCGCUUGUGGCAUUGCAGGAUAGAAUGAAAGCAAUCGAAGCAACCCAAAUCGCACAAGCUACUGAGAUGGCCGACCUUCGACAAAGGAGCGAGAUCGCGGUUCGUUCCUGGUACGAAACAGGUAUCCUUAGUAACUCGAAAGCGAUGGCCAGCCUCGAGUCUCGAGUAAAGGUUGUUGAGCGCCAGGUGAGGAGGGCAGAGCGAGAGUUGGAGGCUGAAGAUGAGCUAUGAAAACAUGUUCAAAGAUACCCUUGAAAUUAAGGCAUUGGUUGAUUUAGAUCCGUUAGUUCUGCAAGUAGAACUAUAUACAGCGCAUACCUAUACCCUGCCCCAGUGACCCAAUAUAUCCACUCCACGGUGCGUUGUAGUUCAA
Messenger RNA from Fusarium verticillioides 7600, 893 nucleotides. RefSeq lists its product as hypothetical. Gene Ontology annotation, cellular component: dynactin complex. The record is from RefSeq and is a predicted model, not a curated record. Bases 140 to 751 code for a protein of 203 amino acids. Lineage: Eukaryota; Fungi; Ascomycota; Sordariomycetes; Hypocreales; Nectriaceae. The transcript is spliced from 2 exons. Gene Ontology annotation, biological process: cytoskeleton-dependent cytokinesis.